UCAUUGCGAUAGCCUCGUGAAAAACCUCGAGACCACGUUCAUUCCCUUAUAAAUUUCGAUCAAUAUCGUAGUCUGUUUACAGUUGCUAGUGAGGACAAACGUUGGCCUAUUUUGUCUCGUUUGCCUAAUUUGACUCCUCUUAGUUGACUCUAAUUCUGAUUCUCUGUACCGAACUUCUCAAGGCAGCCGGAGCACAGUACCAAAUAGAUGGAAAACAUCGAUUUCGAAGUCCAAACCCUCCUCCAGAGCACCGGAUACAAACACGACGAUUUAAAACAAGGAACUUUAAGUUUUGAUCAUGAUUUUCGAAUCGUUGAAAAUGUAGGCCUAAAAGCUAUCUGGCCCGACGUCUGGAAGUGGAAGCAACCACCUUCGAUUCGCCGGCGCCAUAGCAGCGCACCCAGCAAAGAUGGAGAAGUUGAUGAAGGGAAGAAGCCAGCAUCCCGUAUCACUAUUGGGAGUACCAACAAUCUCUACUGGAGAGAACCGUGCUGUCGUCGCAGCAGUUCUGAGAGUGAAGAAGCUGAGAUAAUGGUUGUAAAGUGCCCAGCGCUAGGAACUGAGUAUGCUGUCGAAGGUCUGAGGCAGGAUGAAAUGCCAGUUAUUGGUACAUACGUAGACUCGAUGAUCGUUGCUGGCUUCAGCUACAGGGUCCGCCAUCUUGGAUCCGAGUGUUACCAUUUCAACGGGAAUGCCAUCUGCCUUGUAUCUAUUGGCCUAGGCUAUGGGAAGCGUAUAACCUUUGAAGGGUCUACCAAGAACUAUAACCCUAACUUCUUCUGGUCUGAUAGCGUCCCAGAAGGGUAUGGCUUCAGUAUCCAGGCUGUUGCAAAGGGUGACAAGUUUGCUGCUGUGACGGAUGAAGGGCGCCCAGCUGCAGAGAUCAACGUUGAAGACAUUCUACAACAAAAAGAGAUAUCUCAGGAACUAAACAAUGGUGCUAUUCUUAAGACUAUUAAAGUGACACUGGUCUGUGAUAUUGUACAUAUGACCGACCCGCACGGUAUGAUGCCAUUGCGGAGCAACUCUCUGAACACUGUGAUAGAAGCAAAGGCAGUCCUUCAGAAGCUAAAGGGCGCAAGGGAGGCUGUUCUCAAAGAGGUCUGGGCCUCUGAGGUGCCAUUCAUUGGGUGUUGCCUCCUUCAGCCAAUCGAUGAAUAGAUCUGUAUCUGGUCUUUAGACUAGAGAGGUUAAAUCUCAAGACAUCUUCAGCUGAACUCAUCUUUUAAAAACCUCUCUGUUGUUAUUAAUCUUCCUGAAAAUAUAGAUGUGCUUCACUUUCUCUCUGCUAUUUGUUGUUUGCAUUUAGAUUAUUGAUACAUUGUAUGUUAAUGCAAUUAUUAUGAACAAUUACAAGGAUUUAAAUUAGGCGAAAAGGCAAGAACCAUGUAAAAGGAGUAAUUUAAAGCAAUCUGAUUUUAUGUUCUGAAAUAUUUCAAUUUAUGAAAAGAACUACUGGUACCAAGUUUGUACACAAUACUUGUCAAAAAGCGGUUCACUUUUUUUGAGACACCCAAUAUAUGGUAACUAGGAGAAGUACCUUUGUGACAGGUUUCUUUUGGCUGAGUAGUGUAACAUUACUUUAUUGAAAUGUUAUGGGUUAGUCUUCUUUAAUAGUUGUUAUUAAUUUUUGUUAAUAACAUGCAUUUUUUGAAACACAUCAGGAUGACAAUUUGAUAUCAAAAACAAUGUAAUCAUUUUCUUUUCUUCCAACAACUGUACCAUAUUAGCAGUUUAUCUUCUUCUAACAUGGUUUUAAAGUUGAUGUUAGAUUUUUUUAUGAAUGAAAUGUUUGACUUCUUAUGUAUUUAUCUGUUAAGGUAUCUGGACAAUCUUAUCAGCUGGAACAACAUUGUAAAAAAAGUGCACUUGACCACAUCUUAGCAAUAUUUGCUGAAACACCUUUUUUAACAACACACUUUGUGUGAGCAGUCUUUACAGUUGUUGUCUAAAAUGAGAGAAGCCUUCAAACCUUCAAUCAGAAAACCAAAGUGACAAAUCACUUGACUCAUUUUACCCUUUUUGUUUCUUGAUAACUUUUUUAUAUGCUCUGUACACGUGUUUAAAAUAUACGUACAUGUACAUGUACAGUCAAUAAAAUAUUA
This is a messenger RNA of Lineus longissimus, 2105 nucleotides long. RefSeq lists its product as uncharacterized. The record is from RefSeq and is a predicted model, not a curated record. The transcript is spliced from 2 exons. NCBI's taxonomy places the organism in Eukaryota, Metazoa, Nemertea, Pilidiophora, Heteronemertea, Lineidae. Bases 208 to 1161 code for a protein of 317 amino acids.